Molecule: messenger RNA, 2253 nt
Organism: Metarhizium album ARSEF 1941
Lineage: Eukaryota; Fungi; Ascomycota; Sordariomycetes; Hypocreales; Clavicipitaceae
Product: RhoGAP domain containing protein
Exons: 3
Coding region: 1-2253 (750 amino acids)
Biological process (GO): signal transduction; regulation of GTPase activity
Cellular component (GO): cytoplasm
Source: RefSeq, a predicted model, not a curated record
AUGGGACGCCGGCCCACGCCGCAGCCACUGCCUCUGGGCCUGGCCAGCACAAAGGCCAACACGAGCGCAAACGCUAACCCGGACAACACGCACAGUCGCAGCCUCCGUCUGGGGGCAACUGGCGCAGUCGCAACCGCAACCGCAACUGCACCCGCCGCCGCCGCCGCCGCAUCAGCAGCAGCAGCAGCAGCGGCCACCGGCUUCGGCCUGCAGGCAACGGUGCAGGCGACGGGGUCUGGCACUGCCACAUGCAACGACUCGACUGCUGAAACGGCCGUGCAAGCUGCCAAGGCCCUGCCCGGCCACCCAGCGUCGUCGCCCGUCUCGACGCAGUCCUCGCUGUCGCUCUCGCUGCCGUCGCUGCAGUCACAGCCGUCGCUGCAAUCGCCUCAGCCGGAGCCUUCUCACUCGCAAUCCCACUCUCGCUCCCAACCCUCCGUCUCCUUGACCAGCCGCUUUGCCGCCGCCAAACGACGCCAGACUUCGCAGACGCCGACUGCCAGGGGACAUCUGCAGACGCCAGCCUGCGAAUCGAACCGUCUCCGUCGCCCACCCCAACUUCAACUACAGCCCGGCCAAUCUGCCCAAUACCACGACCAGAACCCAGCAUCGCCGUCCCUAGCCGUCCGCCACGCCGACGGAGGGAAGCGGCCGUCGACCAGGAGUGGCUUUUUCCACUCCGACAAGUCCUUCAACAGCUCGAACCAAGUCGUGCACGAUUCCCGCCCCCAGUUCUCGCAUUCGCGGGAACACUUGGCCGCCAGGGGGCCCCAAGAGCCACGUGCUCCAAAGUCUGCAAAUUUUCCGUAUGCUCAAGAGUACCUGCAGAAGCCGCCACUACCGUCCCGAUCCGAGCUGUCGCUGUCGUCCGCUGGAGACUGCGACGGCACAUCUGCCCUCUCGCCAGGCGGGAAGAGGACCAAGACCAAGUCGUUCGGCUUGUUGAGCAGAAGCAAGUCCCAUAGGGACAAAGACCGGAACCAUUCGAGCAACGGCCCAGUCCUCGUUCCUGCUACGCCGAGCCGAGACGAGUAUCACGACGACGCUGUACCUCCCCGCACCGCGCCCGUGGCUCAGGACCGAGCAUUCAGAGACAUGAUGAACUCUGGCGCACGGAAUCGAUCAGAGGAUAGGGCCGCCCGCCGUGACUCGUCGAGAGAUAAAGAGAGAGGAGCUCUUCCCUCCUCGCUUAAAGAGAACAAUUCCGGUUUUUUUAGCGGACUGCGGAGUUCUUCGACAAGGGCCGCUGAUAUCAUCAGUAAAGGGCUUUUUGGCAAGGGCUCAAGGAGUGGAAGCACUGCGGAGCGCGAGCAUGCCGUGGACGAUGAACACUACGUCCUAAAAGUUCUCAACCUUCCCCUAGUGGAGCAGACUCGAAUAACUCGCAUUUCCAAACGGCUCGAGAGCUCGAGAGAUAAGACGGAGUUCUGGAUGCCGGCUUUUCCGUGGCGAGCCAUUGACUACUUGAACUACAACGGCUGCGAUGUCGAAGGCUUAUACCGAGUUCCUGGAAGUGGCGCACAAAUAAAAAAGUGGCAGAGAAAGUUUGACGAGAAAUACGACGUCAAUUUGUUCGAGGACGACGACCUCUACGACAUCAACAUUAUUGGCUCUAUGCUCAAGGCGUGGCUACGUGAACUCCCAGACGAACUAUUUCCCAAAGCAGCGCAAGACCGCAUCGCCCGCGAGUGCGCCGGGGCCACUGAAGUGCCGCAGUUACUCAUCGAGGAACUGUCCAACCUGUCGCCUUUUAACUACUACCUCCUGUUUGCCAUCACGUGUCACCUAAGUCUUCUCUUGUCCCAUUCCGACAAGAACAAGAUGGACUUCAGGAACUUGUGCAUCUGUUUCCAACCGUGCAUGAAGAUUGAUGCCUUUUGCUUCAAGUUCCUGGUGUGUGAUUGGAGAGAUUGUUGGAUAGGUUGCAAGAACGAGGCCAAGUUCAUUGAAGAAGAGUACAGGCUGUUCGACCAACCGCCGCCCAGGGGCAUAACCAAGCCCAAUGGUCCUUCACAUGGAGUCGAACACAAUGACCGUCAGCCGUCGUCAACUGACAGCAACAAACCGUCCGAUUACGGCCACAGCAGCAGGGCGCUUCAACGUCAAUUCUCUGGCUCCAAUGCAAGUAUUGGUUCCAGAAUCUCGUCGAUCUCGACUAAUUUCACCACCAACAGUGAGCGCGAACCGCAAGAGACGACAAGACAGCUUCGCCCGCUGUCUCCAAUCAAGCCGCUGUCUCCCAUCGGCUUUUAG